CCUUUCUCUCCCUUCUGUUAGGUUGUAGGAGUCAUGAUAGGACACUGUCCAUACUAUGCUAACCAGUUCGAAGGGAAGUUCCAUGACGUGAUGGAGAAUUACAUACUAGCACAAAGACUUGGGAAGGGGUCUCAGGGCUCUGUUUUCCUCGUGGAAUCUAAAGAAGAUGGCAAAAAGUAUGUGCUCAAGAAAAUGGAAUGUAAGGAUGAAGCAGAAGCUAACAAGGCAUUUAAAGAAGCAAUGGCUCUGCAAGAACUAGCUCACCCUUAUAUUUGUGGCUACAGGGAAUUCUUCGUAUCCUGGGACAGGGAAGAGGGUGCUCUGUUCGUGUGUAUUGUGAUGGAUUACUAUCCUCUCGGAGAUUUAGAAAUAUGUCUUCGUAAGAAACGGGAAAAUAAGGAGAAGUUCGACGAGCUCGUUUUAAAGAAAUGGAUCGGGCAGAUUAUUGAUGCUAUGACAUUUGUACACGAGAAGGGAGUAAUCCACAGAGAUUUGAAGCCGAGUAACAUAUUCAUGAAGUCUAGUAUCGAUAUUUGUAUUGGAGAUUUUGGAGUUGCGACUGUUAUGGGGGAUGCUCGUACUAAAACAAGGACCAUGGUUGGUUCAAUGAACUGGAUGGCUCCUGAGGUGUUGGAGAGACCCUAUGAUGAACGUAGUGACUGCUGGAGUAUGGGGUGUAUCAUACUGGAGAUGGCAACUACUGCUACUCAUGACGCUAACGAAAUCUCCUCAAUUUUAGUUCAGAUUAAACAUUCCCCCCAGGUACUAGAAGAAGCAUUAAAGCUAGUAGGAGAACAGUAUGAGUCGGAGUUAUGUGGAGUAAUCCGAACUAUGCUCCGAAGGAACUUCAAACAGAGACCUGGAGCUCUGGAACUAAAAGAGAUGCAGUACGUGAACCACUGCAUUGCUCUCAGCAAAUCUAAACCUGGUGAUAUUGGCGUCUCCAACGGCAUCGAAGAGUAUGAAGCAGUACCUAAAGGAAAGAGUUUAGACAUGCUAUUUGAUUACGUAGAGAAGUAUAAAGAAGUUCAGGGGGCCAUGGUGGACAGUAUGGAACAUCUUACUGAGAUUAGUCGGGACGAAAAGAUUGAGAUAACAGACGAACAGAAAACACUUAUAACGACCGUAAUGAAACUUCACAUGGGAGAUGAGAAAGUGCUGAUAGCGGCAAUAGAGCUCUUACAAAACCUGGUCGUAACCACCGAACCUGAUGAUAUUUUGAUCCAAAAGCCCACGAUUGGACCAGUUUUACAUGCGAUGCGGAACCACAGCAACUCACCUCACUUACAAGCGGUUGCAAGUGCGCUGCUGAUGGCAAUGGCGGCUGACGAUGUAGCUGCACAGGAGAUUGGGGACGAGGGAGGAGUUCAAGAUGUGCUGGCUGCUCUCAGAGCCUACCCUAACAAUCCUGUGAUUGGAAGCAACUGUUGUGGAGCUCUGUGGAUUUUAGCGGUAUGUGACUCUAACACUGCCAUCCUUACUGAGGAAUGUGGUUUACAAGAUAUCUGUAACGCUAUGAAAACUCACAAGGAUAUAGAAGAGUUGGUGGAGAAUGCGUGUUCUGCUCUCUGGUCUCUCAGUAUGGAAGAUGAGAAUAUUGAGAUUAUGAGAGAUGAAAAUGUCAUCUCAAUGCUGGUAUCUGCCAUCAAACAACACAUCAACGCUCCUAAGGUUGUAAAGAAUGCGUGCACAACGAUUGGAGGGAUUAUAUACGCAGAUGAAAUGUGCGGUUUACAGCUGCUAUCAGAUCCUCAGUCAGUUCCUACUAUACUGGACGCCUUCAAGAAACACUCUAGCAAUCAGGAGGUAGUAGAAGCAAUGUGUGAGUUGAUGCUGACUAUGGGGGAGUCAGAUGAGUUAGCUGCUGAGCUUGCUAGUUACCCGGUUGUACAGCUCCUAACUAACGCCAUGACAGAGUUUCCUUCUUUUGAGGAUAUUGUACAGAAAUCAGAGGACGCAAUAGUGGCACUGAACGCAGUUACUGGGGUAUGAUGGAACUGUUCAGAAAGUAUGCUCUAGUUCGAGUCUCUCCUGUUCUUGGGGACCGAGGUUUAUAUUCGACAUUUCGCAGACAUUUUGUAAAACACACAUAUUGUUACAGUACAACAGUGUGUCACAGUGUCACAAGGAUACUAUUUCAGAAACUUUUCUUUCGUCAAACAUUUAUUUUUCUGUGACACCACCUAAAUAUCAGAUCAUUGAGUUUUUAUAUGAAUAUGAGUGUAAUUUGGCAUAUUCUUAUACAUAUUCUUAUAUUCAAAUGGUAUUAAAUCAGUUUGAAGUUUAUAUCUUGAGAGUGGCUUGAUCGGUAUGUAGGAUACUACAGCGGGGGAGACAGGGCACACUCAGUGUGCACUGUCUCCCCCAGCACACUGCCGUAUUGUCCCCGUUUCGGUGAUGAAGAUUAACGAAUAACGAUGAUGGGACGUUAGACGUAUAAAUUCAAAAGAUUAAGUUUCAAAAGAUAAAGUUUCGAAAGAUAAAGUUUUCUAGUACCCUGAUUUGAGGGAUCAGUUUUUUAUUGUCGAUAGUGAUUUUUGAAGUAUUGAUUUUCAGUGUAAUGUAAUAUAGUUUGUUUUAUAGAAAUAUUUUUGGGCUACAUUAUUAUAAUAUGUCAGAUUCAGAAAUCAGAACGGAUUUAAUAUUUUUGAGUGUCAAGAAUUCUGUCAAGUUUUUACUAAAACUAAUUAUUAUGCUUAUAUGAUAAAAUAUGUCAUUUUUCGAUUCAAACCUUUUGCCUUAAUAACUAAAA
This is a messenger RNA of Bolinopsis microptera, 2752 nucleotides long. RefSeq lists its product as uncharacterized. The record is from RefSeq and is a predicted model, not a curated record. Gene Ontology annotation, biological process: protein phosphorylation. The transcript is spliced from 15 exons. Gene Ontology annotation, molecular function: protein serine/threonine kinase activity; ATP binding; protein binding. Lineage: Eukaryota; Metazoa; Ctenophora; Tentaculata; Lobata; Bolinopsidae. The coding region runs from base 34 to 1992 and encodes 652 amino acids.